AGGACGAUGCUGAUUGGUUGAGACUAUGGAUAUUGAGCGCACCGAGGUAAACAGGUAAUGACGGAUGUAAGCAGCAAACUAUAAACAACAACUUGUGCGUUUUACAGUCAACAUUUAAUUAUUUCUGAGGACUGAGCAUAAGCAGAUCGAUACUUUAAGAAACAGAUCGGUGGAACUUUGAAUAUAUAUCUGUUCUACUUCCCGGGUCGGUUUAAUUAUGUUUGUAAUGUCAUUUCAAAAUCGAAGCGCAGUUGACGCCGGCUGAAGGAAACGUAUAUUAUACAGUCAGCACAGACGUUUGACAGGCAAGACAUACCGGUUCAAGGAGUGGGGGGCAUGAAACUGAAUACAGGAAUUGUCAAAAUAGAUUUCACUGCUGGAGUAUAAUAUACUUGCACUAAUAGCAAGCGUAUCGUAUUAAGAAUAUACGGAGUGUAUAUAUAUAUAUAGGGCUGCUAUGAAUACACACAGAUGAUCACGAUUAAUAACGGGUUGUUGUUACAAAUUAUUGCAAUUUUUAACUGUUCUUUCAAAAGUGAGUGUCUGCAUGCACAGCUUUGACCUAUAUCAGUGCCGCUAUAACAUUUCAAAGCCUGCCUUGAGGACGUGUACUUUUUGUUACACCAAACAUGAACUUAUAUCCCCGUCCAUGCACCAACGGCAAGGAGAAGGGGACAAUCAGCGGCAGAUCAAGAAUUUGAUUGGUUGGCUUGUGUUACGAGAACCUUUUCAUUCCCUACACGCCUUAAGAAGGGGUUGGUGUUUGGCUCAGCUGUGGAGCAUGACACAAACGUCACUCAACCAGAAAAGCCAGUUUUUUUUAACCCCCCCUGUGCAGGUUUGCUGUUCAUCAGUAGCUCAAACUUGAAUGCAUUGUUUGAAAGAUACAUAUCUUGAGUGGGGAUGAAGCUGGCACACAUUUGUUUAGCUGUCUUAGCAGCACUCUGUGCUAGUCCAGACUGCUAUGCAUUUUAUGUGGCUUUGGCACCAGCCUUUUUUCGAGAUGGAUGGCCAUACCAUGUCCAGCUUUAUACUGGCCAUUCUACUGGUACAGUGACUGUGGAGGGAAGAAUUUAUGAAACCAGGAAUGUCAGAAAUGUUGUUGCUUCAGGAUCGAUACAGAUUCCACAAAAUGGACAGGGCAUGCUGACAAUGCAAGUUUUUAAUGCAGUCUCAUCAGACUACAUGCUACAGCUUAACGGAAGUGGGGGCCUCACAUUCUCAAACAGCACACCUCUCCAGCUUCAAACAAUUUCCUAUCUUACCUUCAUACAGACUGAUAAGCCAAUGUACAAACCUGGAGACCUAGUUCGCAUGCGUGCAGUGACAGUUGACAAAGAUUUGAUCCCUCAGCCUGUAGCAGUUGCAGUCUCACUUGAUAACCCCAUCAAGAACACUGUGUAUCGGAACACUUCUUAUGGUGCACUUGUCUUUGAAGGAGCUUUUCAGCUGUUUGAGUUCGCUGAGUUAGGACAGUGGACUGUCACAGUGAAAAAUGAGACAUAUGGAAUUGAGGAGAAAUUGAUGUUUUCUGUGGAGGAGUAUGUGCUGCCUAAAUUUGAGGUAACUGCAGAUGUUGUCCCAUAUGUCUUGAAGAGUGCCUCUGCUGUGGCAGUACAUGUUAAAGCAAAGUACACCUAUGGUGAGGGAGUGGUAGGCAUUGUGAAGAUAAUGGUGUCUUCUCCAGGAAUUGCACCAUCAAAGAUGAUUACCAGCAAUAUGCAAGAUGGAAGUGGCGAGAAAACUAUCGAGAUUGAUGUGCGCCAAGAACUGAAUAAUGAUGUAAUCAACUUCGUGGUGGAGGUUACAGAUGAGACACAACGCACUUAUAAUACAACUGCUUCCUGCACUGUUGUGACAGAUCCAGUAAAAAUUAACUUCGAUGAAAUUCGUACAGACAAAGUGUUCCGCCCAGGACUACCAUUACAUGCUGUGGUUACAUUUACUGAUCCUGGUGGAAAGGCUCUAGAUGCUCAUUUUCUACGUUCAAAAGCAGUUCUGUCCCUGCUUGAUGCCAGCAUUAUAAUUGCUACUAAAGAAGUAGUCUUACAGGAAAAUCAAAUGGAAGUGGAAUGGAUUGUACACAAGUUUGAGACAACAGCAAAUUCCUUAACUCUGAAGGCCACAUUUGGGGAAACAGCGGCAGAAAAAUAUAUUUCAAGGUACACAACCAUUCAGAAUUCUUCACUGGAUGUGAGGUUGGGCAAUGACAAUGAUGCUCUGAAAAUUGGACAGCAGGCCUCAUUCAGCGUAGAAACAUCUGGCUCUACUCGCUUCUCAUCAGUUAACUAUUUGAUUGUUAGCAGAGGCAACAUUCAGAAUGCUGGAAGCGUGGCACCCAAUACACCCAUCAACCUCAGAGUGUCCACUGAUAUGUGCCCUAAUGGAAAAUUGAUUGUUUACGGCGUUACCGAACCUUCUUCAGGCAUGAUACCGGAGGUUAUUGCUGAUUCUGUGGAACUCAGACUCGAGCAAUGCCAAGAGAAAUUGGUAAAAAUACAUCUGAGAGAAGCAAGACAGAGAACUGGGACAUAUGCAAGUGUGGAUUUUGCAGUUGAGUGGACGGACAGCAACAAGAGUGAAGUUGUAGGUGAACACAGCAUGUACCUGCUUGCUGUAGACAAGAGUGUGACCUUACUGCCAGGUGAUAAUGACAUCAGCCUUACAAAGGUUGACGAUGGUCUGCAAAAGUUUGAUUUGCCUGCUGUAAGCAGUUAUAAUGGCGGUGGUUUUGACUUCGCUGCCAUGAGAAAGAAGCGUUCCUUCAUGCCAGGUGGUAAAUGGCCAGCAUCAAGUGGAGUUUCUACCACCUCAGAGCUUUUUCAUGGUAUUGGUCUGAUGUACCUGUCAGACAUGCUGAUCAAAGAGGCAGAACGCUAUGGAUGCUUUGACUGUAUUAUGUUUAAAGGACCAGUUUUUACCAUGGCAAUGCCAGAAAGGGAGCAAGAUAGUGUACCAGCAGUGGAAGAAGAUGCAAGUAUUCAGUACCAAGCUGCUCCCACACAAGUCCGUAAAGAAUUUCCUGACACCUGGAUCUGGAAUUCUGGUCAGACUGACAUAAAUGGGAAGUACACACUUCAGGACAAGCUUCCAGACUCCAUUACAUCCUGGGUCAUAAGUGCUUUUGCCAUCAAACAAAACUCUUCAUUUGCUGUCAUCACUCAGCCUUCAGAACUGCAAGCAUUUAAUCCCUUUUUUGUGUCAUUGAAACUUCCUUACUCCAUAAGACGGACAGAAAAGUUUGAGCUGAGAGCGACAGUCUUUAACUACCAAGAGCUAUCGUUGAAUGUUGUUGUAACAUUAAAUGAGUCUCCUGGAAAUUUCACAAUUCAAGGAGACAACAUAAAGACUGUUACAGUCAAGAAAGGACUACCUGCAAGUGUGGUGUUCAUGAUAAUUGCAGAAAGAAUUGGAACUAUUACUUUUUCUGUGAAAGCCAAGAGUGAAUCACCAGUGCUCAUUGAUCAGCUGGAAGAGAAGCUGAUUGUCAAGCCAGAGGGCUUGGAGAGGGCCCGUGCCAGCACUGCCCCUAUCUUUCUCAAUGCAAGCCAGCCAGUGGUGAAUAAAGAGUUUACAUUUGACUAUUCCCCAUGGCUUCUGAGCAAUAUUGUUGAUGGUUCACGCAGAGCUCAAGCUACAGUAACUGGUGACAUGAUGGGCAAUGCCAUGGAGAACCUAGACAAGCUGAUCAGCAUCCCCACUGGUUGUGGAGAGCAGAACAUGCUGACCACUGUGUCCAACAUUUAUGGCCUCGAAUAUGCCCGGGCCAUUAACAAAGUGAGGCCGGAGUUCGAGAAGAAGACAUUGCAAUACAUGACGUUAGGAUACAAUCGAGAGUUGCAGUAUAGAAACACUACAGAUGGUUCAUUCUCUGCUUUUACAUCUGAUGUCCAGGGAGCACCUGGUUAACUGCAUUUGUAGUGAAAUGUUUUGCACGAGCUAUAACUUUGAUCAGAGACAUAGACAUAAGCAUCCUGGAGAGUGCUGUCCAGUUUCUGUUCUCACGCCAGACAAAGGAAGGGUCAUUCCAGGAACUCGGCC
Pomacea canaliculata is the source of this 4041-nucleotide messenger RNA. RefSeq names its product CD109 antigen-like. The coding region runs from base 904 to 3909 and encodes 1001 amino acids. Gene Ontology annotation, molecular function: endopeptidase inhibitor activity. NCBI's taxonomy places the organism in Eukaryota, Metazoa, Mollusca, Gastropoda, Architaenioglossa, Ampullariidae. The transcript has 27 exons. The record is from RefSeq and is a predicted model, not a curated record.